Messenger RNA from Argentina anserina (silverweed cinquefoil), 1295 nucleotides. RefSeq lists its product as uncharacterized. Gene Ontology annotation, molecular function: protein binding. The transcript has 6 exons. The record is from RefSeq and is a predicted model, not a curated record. The coding region runs from base 39 to 1004 and encodes 321 amino acids. Lineage: Eukaryota; Viridiplantae; Streptophyta; Magnoliopsida; Rosales; Rosaceae.
AAAAGCAGCGCACUCGUUUCACUCUCUGCAGAGCGAUCAUGGCGUCGGCUGCUAUCUUGGUCUUCUUCUUCGUCUUAAACCUAGCUUGGCUUCAAGUGUUCGCCGGAGUGGUGAUGGGGGAGGGCUACACAGUCACGACGGUGAUCGACGGCCACAAACUCGGUAUCAACCCUUACUCGGUGCUGGCUCGGCCUGGUUCGUCCGAUGUUCUCGUCCUUGAUUCAUCCGGUAGUGCCUUCUACACCGUAUCAGUCCCCUUAUCCAAAUCCCAAGAGAGCGUGGUUAAGCAGCUCGCCGGCGGCGGCGGGGAGGGCUAUUCCGACGGCGAGUCGGUGUCGGCGCGGUUCAGGAAGCCGAGGGGGUUUGCCGUGGACCGGAAAGGGACUUUGUUUGUUGCUGAUAGGAGUAAUAAUGUGAUAAGGAAAAUAAGCGCCUCAGGUGUGAGUACCGUUGCUGGAGGUCACUCACUGAAGCUUGGGCACGAGGACGGUCCUGCGCAAAACGCAACGUUUAGUUCGGAUUUCGACUUGGCUUUUGAUUCGGAUAGGUGUGCGCUUUUGGUCUCUGAUCGUGGGAAUCAGUUGGUGCGGUUGAUUGGUCUUAAACCGGAGGACUGUGCCAGGAGUUCUCCGCAAUCCGGGCUUGGAUCAGUUUCGAUGUGGAUUAUGGGUCUGGGAUUGUCGUGUUUUGUGGGGAUUCUGGUUGGACUUGUAGUUCGGCCUUAUAUCAUACCUUAUGAGGGCAACAACCGGCUCGGAUUCAACGUGACAUGGAAGCGAUGCCAAAUCAAUCUGGGGAAGCAAGCACGGACAAUUUGCUUCGCCAUCAAAAGCGCAACUGCUAGCUACUCCACCCCUGUUUUGUCUCUGCUGAGGCGGCUCUUUUGGUUGUCCAUCUCACAAAUUUCUCUUAUGUUUAGUAUUAGCAGUGAGGAGUCACGAGUUUCGAGGAAGGAUGUGUGUCUUUGCUCGAUCUCGAUGUCAAUAACAGUAGUAGUUCUGUGAUAACUGAGUCGUCCAAGUAUGUGGAUCAGUUGAAAGACUUGAUGCUUGUAGAUGGAAGCAUGAAUUUUUCUGCCUCAGAUAGCCGGGUGCCGAAGCACAAUGAUGAUGCAGGAAGGAGUGAUGUAUUGUCUGGUUGCCAUGGAGGAAUAGAAGGCAUGAUAGACAUUAAUAUUAUGGGAUUUGUGGAUGGGGCUUCGGGAGGCAGUUCAGGUUUAGUUAAGAGGAGAUGAAUUGUGAACUGCUGUAGAACUCAUCGUUGUAUAUAUGUUUAUCUGGGAGUUGUGAGCGUGA